Meloidogyne enterolobii is the source of this 639-nucleotide messenger RNA. The record is from the annotation of a GenBank genome assembly. Lineage: Eukaryota; Metazoa; Nematoda; Chromadorea; Rhabditida; Meloidogynidae.
AUGCAAAAUAAGCUAAACUUAGACUUGGAAGAAUUACUCACAUUUUUUCGUCACCACCAACAACAACCGACAGAACAAAAAUUACCUUCAUCCUCUACUUAUUAUUUACCCAAACAAAAAUAUUCUUCAACAUCUUUAAAUUUACAAAGAAUUUCCCAAAAUAUUUGUAGAAGUGAAUCAACAACACCUGAGGCAGAUGAAAGGGAGCAGGAGGAGGAGGAAGUUGAAGUUGGUGGUAAUGGGGGAGUUGGGAGGAGGAAAUCAACAAAUAUUGCAAUAAAUAAGAACAAUUCCAUUUCUCAAAGAAAAGAACAAACAAUUAGAGAAAGUCCAGAAAGCAAUGAAGAUACUCAACAACAACAACUGCCUUGUUCUUCAUCAUCAACUAUACAACAACAAAAACAACAAUUGAGAAAACAACAAAAAAUAAAUUUAAAGCCAAAUACCUCCGAAAAUGAAGAUUUUUUAUUUUUAAAUAAUAAAACGGGGAAAGUUGAAGAAAUUAAAAAUCAAAAGAAAAAAGAAAAUAAUCAGAAGAAGAAAAAGAAAGGAGAGGAGGAAGGAGAGGGAGAAGAAAACGAGGAAAGUGAAAGAAGUGUUUUGUUAGCAUCUCCGGAAAGUUCUGAUACUGUUUUAUAA